AUGCAUGCUUCUAAUAAACAAGUAUCGAUUGAUCUAUACAUGAUGGGAUUAGACAAGCUUCUUUCUUCUUUACCAGUGGACUCGGACCCUAUGUUAAAAAAGAGCUUGGAACAAAAGCUAGUCGAAUUUAAAAGGAGAGCUGGUCUCGUUCUGUUGGAUGCAGAAGAAAAGACAUCUUUGUCUGAACAACAGAAAGCAUUAGGUGGUCUUUCUGAAUUGGUCAUUCAUGCUGCUGUCUUAUCUGCUAUCGCAGUUAAAAAGAGUCCUCUUCCUGGAUUAGCCAAAGCCAUUGAACUUGAUCAACAUACCCAAGCACAUCAAUGGGUUGCUCAAUUAUUUUAUCUAGGUAGUACAGCCAUAUUAAAAGCAGGUAUUGCAUACGCCGAAGCAGAAUAA
Messenger RNA from Gilbertella persicaria, 396 nucleotides. RefSeq lists its product as uncharacterized. The record is from RefSeq and is a predicted model, not a curated record. The transcript has 3 exons. Bases 1 to 396 code for a protein of 131 amino acids. NCBI's taxonomy places the organism in Eukaryota, Fungi, Mucoromycota, Mucoromycetes, Mucorales, Choanephoraceae.